Physcomitrium patens is the source of this 3542-nucleotide messenger RNA. The record is from RefSeq and is a predicted model, not a curated record. NCBI's taxonomy places the organism in Eukaryota, Viridiplantae, Streptophyta, Bryopsida, Funariales, Funariaceae.
UGUUUGUGAUCAUCUGUCGAUUGCGCACGCAUGGGUGGGUGGGUGCUGUGCUCUGCUGUCCGCCGCGUCCCCUUUCUUUUCGGGGUUUUGUUGGAGGUAAGUGAGAGAUGAACACUAAGUUGUCGUGGUUUGAAGAUCGAGAGAGUAGGGAGGCGGAGGUGAGUCGGUCGUUUGGUUUUUGGAGGAGUCUCGUGUUCUUUGGUCUUCGAAGGUGACUUCGAUUGAGGGUGUUCAUAAAGAGGUUGGGGUUUUCUUAGAAGAGGUUAUUUCUGCAUGAAGAGGCAAUAGCCCUGAAUUGUCAUCCUUGCUUCCGGCGUGGGAGAUCUUUUUACAUCUUUUUAGUGCAAGUCCUUUCUGAUGCCUACGAUCUACUGUUCUGCGCCUUGCGAUCCAGGAAGUCGUCGAAUAGCUUUGUAUUCCCGGAAGGUCUUACCGUGGAGACGUGCUGUUUUUUCGGAUACUAAGCGGGAAAGGUUAGUUGAAAAUGAGUGAGAAUGAGAAAUAGAGAUCUCUUCCUGGUAGAAUAAAGAGAGAAUGUUGCACAAAUAGAUGACAUAGUGUAAAGAAGGCGUUGCACUACAUUUUCUGGAGUUACACCUGUGAGAUAGGGGUUUUUGUGUUUCAAGGCGGGUAUUGUUGGAGAUGCAGGUGUAAAAUUUAUUACUGGUUACAUCUUUCUCAGAAGUAUAUUCGUAUAUUUGUUUCAUUCUGGAACGUGUAGGCUACGUAGUCGAAAUCAGCAUUGAUAGACUGAAAUCUUGGAAGACUUGAAUAAGAAGCUCUCUUGGGUUCUUCUGUUUGAAGACGGUAUUUGUUUAAGACCAGUUCUUCGCAAGAGGAAGAGGGUAAAAAAGGAAGAAAUUAAGAAUAUGGACAAAGGUGUUCACAGAAUUAAUUAGAUGGGUUUUCAGUCUAGGUCCGCAAUUUAAUACAUUGUGUACUGCUUCAAGAUUUUCCUAGCGUAUCUUGAAAACUUUCGAAGUCAUCUCGCAGUGUAUUGAUCAGGCGGGUACAGAAAAGCCGUGGUUUUCUAGCGUCUGCAGCCUCGAAUCGAUCAUUGCAGCCUUCUACCCAAUCCAACGUAGUUACUCACUCGUUGUGUAGAAUGUCCUUAUAUUGCUUCCUCCGACAGCCAUCCUGGGAAACUGUAAAGUAGAAACACAGUUUUAUAUCACACUUAGAUUUGUCGUGCAUUUUCAUCUUCCCUUCAAUUACAAAAUUUGUAGGUUUACAUUGAGCAGAAGAAUGCGAGCACGUGUCGUUUCAGAUUUGUAGCAAAGUUUUGUAGAAUUAAUUUCGGUGAUAUUUAAGGCGUGAACAUUGGAUCGGCUGGAUAGAGUGCAACAAUGGGAAGCUACAGGGGUAGAAUAGAUGAUCAGGAACUUAGGGGAAAUUAUCGGGACGUAGAUCCUCAUAAACUAAGUUCCCGAAUGUGUGGGGGUGUUCACUGUGCGCUCAUUCACGGAACCCCUGUAGAAGUAUCACUUGCCAACUGCGACAUUGAGGCAUUGGUGCAACCCUCUCCAGAUGAAGUUGAGGCCUAUGAACUUUACCUUCACCUUCCUGACCUCAUGCGGCUAUGGCGAUCCCCCGUUUGUCCGACUUGGGCUAACGAGAGCGUCGUUAAACCGGCCCUUCAUACUUUGGAAAUGGUUUUCCGUAUGAUAACAAGCAUCCUGCAGGAUCCUCGGCCCUACAUUGCUCGAGAUGAAUGGCUCCGGAAGCUAGAGUCUUUGGCUAAUAUGGAGAUUGAGCUCGUCUCCCACUUGGUUGAAGGCGAUAAAAAGGCUCCUACUACAUCAGCAGGCUCCAUGCCACCAGCGUGGCAGAGGGUCGGCUCAAGACCAUUUAUGAGCCGUACUAGUCAAACAAGUCUCCUUUCUGUGUUACCAAACUGGAAGGGUGUUCAGAGUCUGAGGUCGAGGUUGUUGUAUGCCAUUGAAGGCCACAUGAUGCGUGCACCAUUUACUCUUGGUCUUGGAGAACCUAACCUUGCAGGAAAACCAGUUUUAGAGUACGAUAGGAUCUGCACCCCUUUGGAGGUAUUCGCUUGUCGUCAAGCGGCACCAGGGCAUCCCGAAGAUCACACGCUCAGCACUGCACAUCAAAUUCUAGAGGCAUGGCUCAUGGUUGCGCAUGGAUUACUGCAAGUCAUUGAGGAACGUGUGAAGGCCGGUGACCCUGUAGGAGCUGCAAAGAAGUGCUGGCUUGUAGAGAGGGUUUGGAAGCUUCUAGUGGCUACUAUGGACCUUCUCCAAGUCAUGGACCCUGAUGACUUCAUGAGGCUGAAACACGAGCUUGCUAUCAACACAAAAGCUCAAGUAGGAGUCAACUACGGAUUUGAACACAUCGGAGGAGGUGCGUAUUGUUUACGUUCGAACAUGCUGCGAGAGGUUACCCGAGCCUGCAAAGAUCUAAGACACCUGGUGCCAAAAGCUGUGGGCGUAGAAGCUGACCCCAAAGGAGGCCCGCGGCUCCAGGAAGCUAUUAUGGAGUUAUUUCACACUCACGGAAUGAAAACAUCCGGUAUAACAACACACGCCAGUGUAAUUCAUCUUUUGCAGUCCUUCCAAGCCGUGGAAGUCUCUGUGCGUCAGUUUUACUUCUCAUACCAACAACUUGUUAUAGCUGUGAUGGGUAGUGGAGAAUAUAAGGGUACCGUGCAGACAGAGAUUUCUGCUGCAGAAGCUCUUUCGCAACUCUAUUUUGAACCUCCCUAUUUUCCCAGUCUUGAUGGAGCAAAGACAUUUUUGGGAAAUUAUUGGCAUCACAACCCUGACUUGGAAGAGGGGGCAAUCAUGCGGGAGCUCGUGGAAACUAAGGCAAGAAACAUGCUAAAUGAACAACGCGCACCUCCUAACGUUCAGGGUAGCAGUUCUCAAGCUCCAGAGAGGGACAGCACAAUGAAGGAUGCCUCCAGGUCUACUGAACGACAGCCAUUUGUCAAUGUAUCCCUCGCUUACAAGCAGCGUCACAUGCAAAACGGGGCUAUGAGUGGAAUGUAAUUACUUCCUCUUGAUAGAGUAACUUGGAGCAAAAAUCAUGAUCCUUAAAUUGGAGGAUCGGCAUCGACUUCAAUCUUGGGGCUCAAAGCGGUCUCAGACGUGAAACCAUAGAAGGUACAGUUAGAUUGGUUGUAAUAUUUGAGAGGUAGGAAGUUGCAGCAGGAAAAACCUUCUGCUUCUGGUCAAUUUUUGUGUGCUUGGGUGACGAUGAUAAAGGACAUUUUUAGUUUAUUUGUUCGGAUUUCACUAGUGUCAGGGUUUGUGAGUUGACUUGAUAGAGAUUGCAAUCCCUCCCACAGUGGUGUAAUUUAGUUUUGAGCAUCAUGCUUGAGUGCAGAUUCAUCAACUGAAAUAUACGUUGGGUGCUUUCGUAGUAGCGGAUGAGCUUGACGGAAAGUGUACCUCUGCAGUUCUUAGAAUCAGCAGUGUCUUGCUUCAUGGCAUCAUUUUUCGAUCUAGCACAGGUCACUGCAUGUGUAAAUUUGUGGAGAAUCAUUUUAAUUUGAAGGCACUAGGUGUGAACCUUUCUAGAUCAAA